AACUGUGGCUGUUAUACUAUCGACUCUCUUUACAUAAAAAUGGAAGACGCAUGGUUGAAUGCAGGUGGACGUUGUUUUGAUUUACUGUUUCAGUAAAUUCUUUGAAAAGUAAUAUUUGAAGCAAGAUGGCGGCAUUAGAUUCAAUGGCAGAACUCACUGGCUUAUUGGAACAAUGGUUGAGGGAGCAGACAACAGCAACAAGUCCUAUUCCGAUCCUGACAAGAAUUUCUGAGUUGAUGGAAAAGGAGACAGAAUCUUACUACAAGAUGGACCCUGAUCCAUUUGAUGAUCGCCAUCCAGGGCGAGCCAAUCCUACAUGUGCUCUAGGACACCUGAUGAAAGCCCUGUUUAAAAAUGAAGACUUCAUGAAUAAGUUGGUCAGUCAGUAUCUGAUGGGCAGUCGUGACCAGCAGGUUGACUUACAAGCUGCAGCUUGUCGGCUCCUCUUGGCGUUACUUCCAGGGCUUGAGCCCUCCAUAGUGUUUCAGGAGACGGAGGGGUUGGUGAGGCGUCUACUACACUGGGCCGAGACGAGUGAGGACCCACUACGUUCCUACGCUAUUGGAGUUCUGGCUGGGGCCAUGGAAAUACAUGAUGUUGCUGUCAACUUUAAGGAUGUCAACAGUGGCCACAAACUUGUUUCUAUGAUGCUGGAACGACUACAUGAACUAAAGGGUCAGAUGGAACAGGAAAACAAGGAACAGCCUUGUAAACAGGAGGACAACCAUCGUUAUUUCUCUAUGUUUGAUGUACACAAAACAGACGGCACUGCUGACAGAACGGACGAAGCAUCUGGCAAAACAACUCGCAGUCAAGGGAAAUCUGUCUGUGAUACAUCUAAUGAUAAUUAUUGUAGCGCUGACUUAACUGAAGAAUCCAAUUUAAGGAAAACCAGUGGUUCUAGUAUGCUGAUAAAACCUGACAGUAUUGGUAAUGAGCCAGAUAAAUCUUUGAUACCCUCCAGUACACCCAUAACACAUAAUACUAACCAGGAACAUUUAAAUGUGUCAGUAAAUCUAAAAGGUUCUUAUAUGGCGGCCUCUUCUUCAAGUGGGAGUGCUGAGACUCAUCAAGAUGACUUAAAAUUUGUAAAACCAAAUUGUCAGAGAAAUGACAAAAGCAGUGUGAAAGGCAGUCCAGAAAAACAGAAAGAUGGUAGAAAGGAUAGUAAAGAUGGUAGGGAGGAAAGUAAAGAAAAGAUAGGACAAAAACGAUUGUACCGCCAAACGGCCAUGAAGAGGGCUCUCUCUCCUAGCUACUACAGCGAAGACAUUUAUAGAUUUAAACGCUCGAGAACUCGAGAGGACUCUGUUAGUGAAUUCAGCAACAGUAGUUGGGCCGAGAUGGAGCCAUAUGUGAUUGGAACAUUCUGUCUUUCACCACUCUCUACAGCCAUGAAGCAAAGAUUGAUCUUACAGUACCUCACUCCAAUGGGGGAAUACCAGGAGCUGAUAUCUGCUGCAUUUGAACACAAUGCUGUUGACCUGAUUUUCUACUACAUUGACUUGAAGUGCAACAAAGACAUCAGAUUAGCUUUCGUAGCAUUGAAGUACCUGGCCACCUUGAUGUGUCAUAAGAAGUUUGCCAUCGAGUUUCUACAGAUGAGUGGGUUACAAAGACUGCUGAAUGUGUACCGUCCAUCCAUCGCCGCCACAGGAGUGUCGCUCUGUCUCUAUUACCUCUCCUACUUCGAGGAUGUCCUUGAACGGGUUUGUCUUUUGCCAGAACAUGUGUUGACGCAUCUUGUUCAAUAUACCCUGUGGUUAAUGGAAUGCUCCCAUGAUUCUAGUCGUUGCCAUGCUGCCAUGUUUUUUGGGAUGGCUUUCCCAUUCCGGGUGAUAUUGGACCUGUUUGAUCAGAAGGACGGCCUGAGGAGACUGUUCAAUGUGAUAAGUACCCUUGAGAUACUGAACGUUGAAGCUCGACGUGACAGCCUCAACGAAGACCAGAUCUUCACUAUGAGGCAGUCUGCACGACACGUGUCUCUCGCAAUGAAACGAUAUUUCGAAGCUCACAUGGCACACAAAAUUGAUGAGAUCCGACGUUCUCACGCCAGAAAUGAUGGAAGCUCACCAGUCCAGGAAAACCCAGCCUACAAAGCUAUAAAGUUGAGUCCAGAGCUUGUCCAGGAAAACGUGGAGUUGAUGAUGGAACUAAUGCCGGUACGAGCACACUGGGGCCCAGAAGCUACCUUCCAUAAACUGGGCGGUAUUCAGUUACUCUCACAACUCAUCGCCAUGGCUCCCAGCUGGAAUAACUACCCAGGAAAGCCGGAGAUGAUCAGGAAUGCGCUGGAUGUUAUCAACGUUUGUACAGUGACACCAAAGUCACAGCUUGCCCUACUUGACUUGGUACCUAUGCCAGAAAAUCACCAAACUCCAGCCAUCAGCGUGUUCAUUGGCCUAGCUGAGGGCGAGGUACUGUCUGAUCCAGACGUACAGAAGUCCGCUCUCAAUGUUAUCAUCAACUGUGUGUGUGGGCCUGUGGAAAGGUUGGGCGGUGGGGUUGGAAGAUACAUGGGUACAGGAGCCAAGAAAAAAAUCAACCUGAAGACGGGGGAGGAUGUCCUGAGUCGCAUGUGGAAUGGAGUGCGAGUCAACAACGGCAUAAUGGUGCUGUUAAAGUUAUUGUCAGUGAAAACGCCAAUCACUGAUGCGGACUGCCUCCGAGCUCUGGCCUGUAAGGCUUUAGUGGGCUUGUCUCGGUCAGAGACUGUCAGACAGAUCAUUGGUAAAUUACCAUUAUUUAAUAAUGGCCAGCUGCAAAUGUUAAUGAAGGAACCUGUAUUACAAGAUCGGCCACAGGAGUUUGUCAAGUUCUGUAAAUACGCAAAUAACUUGCUGGAACGAGUGUCCGGGAAACACUCACAUGCCAAUUUUGAUGCCUCCCUGGAGGAGAUAAGGAGGGCAGACAUUGUUGCUCAAACAAAGAUCGUGUUCCAGGAGAGGGAGCUACUCCAGCUGAUGUACAGCCAUCUGGUAUCACAGGGUUUACAUGUAACAGCUUCAGCCCUACAGAAGGAAGCUUCCCUUUUGGUGUAUUCCUCUCAACUUCACCCCACCAGCCCUCAUUUCUUCUCCACACCCCAUCAAACACCAAAAAUGGGGCGACAGAUUUGUCUGCCAAACAGCCAAUCAGGUUCCAGCAGUCAUGUGACUCAGCCAAUCAGUAUCAACACAUCGUCCAGUCAGACAGAGAAUGGCUCUGCUCAGGGCUCAAGUGGUACAUCAGGACACAUACGUUUUACCAUUGGACGGCCUUCCCAUCCCUCUCCCUCUGUCACAUACAGCAAGAUACAACCCACACGAUGUCGAUUUAACCGGGAAAAGGAGGGAGGACUGGGAAGUCCAGCUCUACGUAACAGAGGCAAUAUCGGCAAAACAACAGGAGAAUUUGAAACAACCUUGGAUAAGAUUGUAACUGAAUAUUUACGGAAACAACAUGCUCUCUGUCGGAACCCCGUCUCUACAUGUCCUCAGAUGUCUCUAUUUCAACCGCAUCGAUGUCCAGAGGCACGGGGAAAGAGGAGUGCUCCAGCUAAUUUCACCUCUCGCUACUUCAAAAGUCAGAUACAGCCAAGAUUCGGAGGUCUUGAAGGUGCUAGUGCAAAUCAGAAAUUCAUCUACAGCAGAUUUCGACCCAUCAAAACUUUCAAAGAUGGCGAUGAUAACAUGGGCUUUACAUGUUGUGCUUUUUCGCCAACACAGCAGCAUCUGAUACUAGGAACAUACACCGGGGAUCUGAAGUUGUUCAAUGUCAUGAUGGAUGAGGAACCAGUCAGCUUACGUGCUCACACUUCACCAAUAAAUAACUGUCAGCCAUCCAGGGAUGGCGGCUUGAUUCUGACUUCAUUUGAGAUUGAAUGGGAAAACAUGCCAGGAUCCUGUCUCUGGUCUUAUGGAGAUAACCUUGACAGCAAGUAUUCAUUUGAAGAUUACUAUGUCGAGUUUAGUAAGCACAUUGAAGACAGGAUCAUUGGCACCAGGGAUGACACUGCACGUAUUUAUGACGUAACCACAGGUCGUCAGUUGCUGAAGCUGUAUGACGCCAACAAGGCCAACAACUACCAGCUAAAUCGUGCCACUUUUAACCCUACAGACGACAUGGUGCUCAAUGAUGGCGUAUUAUGGGAUGUGCGAUCAGGGAAGUCUAUUCACAAGUUUGACAAAUUUAACCAGUUCGUGAGUGGAGUAUUUCAUCCAAUGGGACUGGAAAUCAUCAUCAACUCGGAAGUUUGGGAUAUCAGGACCUAUCACCUUCUUCAUACAGUUCCAGCACUCGACCAGUGUCAAAUUCAUUUUAACAACAAUGGCAACAUCAUGUACGCUAUUCAGAUUGAUCAAGAACCAGAUGCUUCAGAAGAGAAAGUACGAAGUCCAUACGGAUCUACAUUCCGAACGUUUGAUUCAAAGGACUACACAUCCAUUGCGACAGUCGACGUGAAAUCCGGCAGCAUCGCAGAUCUGUGCUGUGACCAAGCUGACUGCUUUCUGGCUGUAGUCGAGAACCAAGACUUUACGGAGACAGGAACAAAGGAAAGCGUGUGUAAGCUGUAUGAGAUCGGAAAAUUACGCGACGCAGAGGACGACCUGCAAGAAGAGGAGGAAGAUGAUGGACUAGAAGAUGACGAUGAUGAUGAUGAUGAUGAAGAUGACAUCCUAAAUAUGGAGGACUCUCUAGAUGAUUCCAAUGACUCUUUUGAUGUUGACAGGGAUGAUGAUGAAAAUGAAGAUGAUGAUGACAUUGAUGAAGAGGAUUUUUCGAUAUCAGACGUAGAUGAUGAAGAUGACCUUGAUGACGAUAUACUUUUUCAGUUAGUGUGAUAAUAUUCGGUGCUGAAGACUUCUACAGAUCUAGAGACAAUAGCUGAUCUAUUUUUACCUGCAAUAUGUUGUUGACUGAGAUACGUAUUGUAUAGAUACCGGUUUUUAUCAUCUCUUAUAAUUCUACAGUUUCUAAAUAAAUAUAACGCAAUUUUAUAAAA
Pecten maximus is the source of this 4984-nucleotide messenger RNA. Its product is annotated as DDB1- and CUL4-associated factor 1-like. Bases 126 to 4823 code for a protein of 1565 amino acids. The transcript has 37 exons. Gene Ontology annotation, biological process: protein ubiquitination. Gene Ontology annotation, cellular component: Cul4-RING E3 ubiquitin ligase complex; nucleus. NCBI's taxonomy places the organism in Eukaryota, Metazoa, Mollusca, Bivalvia, Pectinida, Pectinidae. The record is from RefSeq and is a predicted model, not a curated record. Gene Ontology annotation, molecular function: protein binding.